This is a messenger RNA of Varroa destructor (honeybee mite), 1006 nucleotides long. RefSeq lists its product as uncharacterized. NCBI's taxonomy places the organism in Eukaryota, Metazoa, Arthropoda, Arachnida, Mesostigmata, Varroidae. The record is from RefSeq and is a predicted model, not a curated record.
UACCAGGCCUUAUAAAGCUUCGAUGCGUACUCGUUUCACGAAAGGUCCUUAUGCACCUUCUGUUGUCCACCAAGUUACGUGUGUUUUACGGAAUUCGAAUUGGAAAUUUGACAAUUCCAAGACUUCUGCGUUACCGCCUACGUCAUCCUGCGGAAGAAUUUUACCGAAAAUGGCCUUCGAGCACAAGAGAUCGGGGUAUUAUUUAGCGGGAAAUUUACAAAUGUCCAUUGCGUUGACGCUACUCAGCGGCCUCCUAGCAGCUGAUGUCGAACUUUGUUCACAGAGACACUUAGAAAAUUGUAGCGACUCUCUUUAUGUGUUGACAAGGAAAAACCAUGAAUUUGUGGUGCCGGAAACCGAGAGUGCGCUGAUUGCUCAUUGUGAGAAGCAAACGGCAGCGGAAGAAUGUCUACGAGAGCGAGUCGAUAUUUGUGACACUGGAAUAACAAAAGGCAUGAGUCGGGCUCUUUUCGAUGAUAACCACGACGAGUUCUCACGUCGCUGUGAUCCCACAUCAAAGGAAUACACUGACUUCCUGUCGAUUGCCCCUUGUAUCAAUACCAUAAGCGGUGAACUGUAUGGCUGUAUGGUUGGCAUGCUCACUAACCUCAGUAAUGCAAUCCAUGUGAAAACAUUCAGGAAAAAGGUCGAUCACGGAUGUUGUGCGUACAAACGUUUCGAAAAAUGUGUUCUGGACAUCGCGGUUGACCGCUGUGGAUCGGAGACUCAAGCCUUUUUUGAUGAUUACCUUAAACAGACGGUUAGAGAAACUGUUACUCUUCUUUGUUCCGCCGACUAUGAGUUGUGUACCACUCUCAAGCCUGUGGAGUUACCUAAGAAGUUGAACAUAGAAUAUGAUGAACCUCAAAGUAUAUUCUCGGUUAUACACUAUAUUCUGGGCGUAAUUCAAGCGAAAGAAUAGAAUAAUACUAUCAACUAGUUCAUAAUAAUUUCAAAACUCUAAGAGCAGUUGAUAAAUAAAAUCCAGCUUCGUUCUUAAGCGUCA